Solanum pennellii is the source of this 876-nucleotide messenger RNA. RefSeq lists its product as uncharacterized. The transcript has a single exon. NCBI's taxonomy places the organism in Eukaryota, Viridiplantae, Streptophyta, Magnoliopsida, Solanales, Solanaceae. The record is from RefSeq and is a predicted model, not a curated record. Bases 174 to 740 code for a protein of 188 amino acids.
UUAGGUGUAAAAUUAAAUAUGACAAAUAAAAAUAAAUCCAGCGGUGAUCAAACUCUACUGUCACCUUGAUAUUCUAACCUUCCAACUAUCAUCGCCCACAUGUUGACAGUCACACUGAGUGUCACCAUUAAACUCCAAAACUUCUCUCUGUUUUUUUUCUCAAGCUUUCUCCAAUGGCGGAUUACGAUGCCGCCCCAACCCAUCACCACCCAAACAAUCUGAUCCAAAAAGAAACUGCUCUACAAGCAAUCAACACAAUAAUCCAGCUCCAUUUCGAAAAAACUCUCGAGAAAAAACGAGCAAUCGAUUUACAAAAAAAGGAACUAUGGAAAAUGUUUCAACAUUUCUUCAUCUUUUUAUCACUCAUCUUCCUGGGUCAAGCUCUUUCUCCGAAGCUUCAAUGCCGACAUUGUUGGAUACCCAUUGGUCUUCUCUCGUUAUCCCAUCUGAUUUUCUACGUAUCUGUAGCCCAAACAUUGAGAUGCAUCAAUGGGUUUAAGUAUCAACGGAGAUGUCAUAAAUUAACAUUAGGGUUAGCUACAGAAAGGUUAAGGCAACUGAAGAUGAGGAUUAACAAUGGUGGGGUUGAAGAAAUUGGGGAUGAAUUUGAAAUACAUUAUCAAGAACCACCAGAGAGUUAUUUUGGUAAGUUUAAGAGGAAUUGGGCACUGCAUUUUGGGUUUUUGAUUUUUAUUUAUGGAUUUAUGGUUUCUUCAUCUGUUGUAAUACUCUGUUUUUGAGAUCUUCAAAAGAAAUGAACUUUCGUUAGGGUUUUGGGUGGGUGGAGGAGGGGCAAUUUUGGGAAUUUUGAUGGAAAAUAUGUGUUGUAAUUUUUCAAAAUAUUUGGAUGAAUUAUGGGUUGUGAUUUUUAUUUUA